GAGGUUUCUUGUGGCCGAGCCCCCACUGUCCCCGCCAGAGGGGCGCUCUGCCGCCGCCGCCCAUGGCUCCCGCGGCGCCUGGCCCGCUGCCGAGGGAGGCGUACACCCGCACGGCCGAGCUGCACGGCGUGGAGAUCUCGGGCGAGUUCGCGCAGCAGGCGGCGCGCAUGCCGCCGCUGGUGCGGCGGCUCCUGGUGGACGGGGCUGCGCCCUCGGGGGUGAGCGCGGAGGCCCUGCUGGACGAGCUGCGCCUCUCGGAGGACGCCCUGCGGAGCGCCCGGGCCGGGCUCUGCUGCACGGCCGGGGAGGCGCUGCUGCGGCGCCCCGGCGCGCUGUGCGCGGAGGCCUGCGCCACGCUGCGCGGCCUCGUCGACGCGGAGAGGCAGACCAAGUGCGACACCGUGGACGGGGCGCCCGACCACCAGCUGAACCUGAGCAAGCAGCAGCUGGAGGCGCACGUCGGCGCGGCCGCGCUGGCGGGCCUGUGGGGGCUGGCGGAGGAGUUCGGAGGCCCUGGGAGGACGGACGGCAUGGAGGUGGGCCUGUUCGUAAGGCGCUACACAGCCGACUCGAGGCCCUGGAACCCAUUCCACGUCGACUCGGCGGAGCUCACGGUCAACGUCGCUCUCGUGGGCGACGACCAAUUCACCGGGGGCGCUCUGCUGGCGUGCUACGACGGCGCGGUGCGCGAGGUGCCCCGAGCGGAGGGGGAGGCCACCGUGCACGCCUCGACGCUGCUGCACGGGGUGGGCAUGCUGACGUCUGGCGUCCGGUACUCCCUGAUACUGUUCUUCGGGCGGCCAGAGGAGCCCGAAGCGCUGGGCCCCGCCGAGCGGGCCGCGGAGGCGGGCGCGCUCGGGCGGCUCGUGGCGGACGGGGCGCUCAUGGCCAGGGCCCGCGGCGUGCUGGGGGACGCCCGCCUCCCCGGAAGGGGCGCGCCGGGAGAGAGCGGCCUCGGGCACGAGUUCCGGGGGCCCGCAGAGCAGGUUGCCCCCUCGCUCUC
Molecule: messenger RNA, 1003 nt
Organism: Prorocentrum cordatum
Lineage: Eukaryota; Dinophyceae; Prorocentrales; Prorocentraceae
Source: the annotation of a GenBank genome assembly